GCCGGGAGCGGGGACGGGGGGGGCAGAGCGAGCGAGCGCGCCCGGCGAAGGGGCCGGAGACGCGGCGGCGGCGGCAAGAUGGCGGCCAAGUCGGAUGGCGGCGGCGGCGUGGGCUUCGCCCAGCUGCACAACCUGGACGAGGCGGCGGCGGCGGCGGCGGCGGCGGGCGUCUGCGGCGGCGUCGGGGCAGCGGCGGCGGAGGGCGCGGAGGAGCCGGGCGGCAGCAGCUCCUUGCACAUCUGCCACUGCUGCAACACGUCGUCGUGCUACUGGGGCUGCCGGAGCGCCUGCCUGCGGAACCUCUUCGGGAGGGCGGCCGCCGCCGCCGCCGCCGAGCCGCUGGCCCCGCGCCCCGCCGACGAGGGAGCGCCGCGGGCGCCGGAGGUCGCAGGGGCGGGCGAGCGGCCGUGGCUGGACUGCCUGUGGAUCGUGCUGGCGCUGCUGGUGCUGCUGGGGGACGUGGGCACGGACCUGUGGCUGGCGCUGCACCACUACGGGCGGCGGGACUACGUCUGGUGCGGCCUGACGCUGGCCUUCGUGCUGCUGCCCUCGGUGCUGGUGCAGAUCCUCAGCUUCCGCUGGUUCGUGCAGGACUACACGGGCGGAGGGCUGGGCGCCGUGCAGGGCCUCAGCAGCCGCGGGCCGCCCAUGAUGGGGGCCGCCGGGCGCCGGGGGGGACCCGGCGGGGUAGGAGGAGCCGCCGGCACCGCCACCCCCGGGGCGCAGCGCCUCUGCAGGAUCUCCGUCUGGGUCUGGCAGUCCGUCAUCCACCUGCUGCAGAUGGGACAGGUCUGGAGCUUAAGCAGCAGUAAGGCUGAGUUGGGCUUUAUUUGACUGACUUCAUCACAGGACGUGCUGUAGAUCAUCGCCCUGAAAGAAUUCAACAAAAUGGUCUGAAAGGUUUUUAUGGGUUGUGAGAUGUUCCAGUGCUUGGAUCAAUGCUUUUUCUUUCCUGUUGGGAAGGAGCGUGUUGGGUUUUCUUGUUUCUUUGCUUGUGUUAUGUCAAUUUAAUUGUAAGCCAACGUGGCAGCCCCAAGGGAAGUGGACUUAUAUACACAAACAGGUACAACGCUGCGUGUGCAUGGAGCAAAUGGAACCAUCCCAGGGCAGAGGAGGUCCCCGAGGAGCUGCCAAGCUGUUCAGCCAUCAUUGAUAUCAGAACGGUGAUACCCACGUGUUCCAAAUGCCUCUUCUUUCUGCACAGGCAGAAACAAGAAUGCAGGAGAUAGGCUUCAUGUGCAGAGCUACGUCAGCUUAAGCUCACGCUAGCAUGAGGUUUAGCAAGGUUUGUGCUCUGAUAUGAGUGGAACAGAGGGGAAUCUGUCUCCUAUUAUCAGAGGGCAGCCUGAGCUGGGGGUGGUCAGCCAGCCCACAGCAGGGGUUGGGACCGGAUGAUCUUUGAGAUCCCUUCCAACCCAAACCAUUCUGUUAUUGGGUGGUUUUAAAUUAUACAUGUGCACUUCAUGUCUAUAUAAAACCAUCCUGUGACUUGUGGACACUGAGACACAUCACUGAGAUGUGAUGUGAUGUGAUUUGGUUGAUGACAUCCUGACAGUGACCAAGUAGGCGAACCUGCAUCAUGAUGUCUUUGCUUUGACCUGCUGUCCCCAGCCACAGAUUGCCGUCAUAAAGACCCAUUAAAAAUCACUUUGCUCUCUGGGAUGCUUAACUUGCUGUGUUUUCAGUUAGCCGUGCUGAACCUUAAAAAAGAGAGUGUUUUAGCUUCCAGCAGGAUAUCUGGAGUUCAGAAAUCUCCGCAGAAGAUUAAGCAAGUUAGAGAGAGAAAUUAGCCCUGAUCCCUUUCUGCCAGCAUAGGAUUAUCCUGCAGCACACCGGUUUUGAAGUUUAUGUCUAAUCCAGUUUUACACAUCCCAGGGGACUGUGCUCCUUAUGGCUUCUGCAGAGCAGUUGUGUGGUGGAGCCUCUGCUUUAGAGGUACUUACUUGGUGCCGAGAUUCAAUUUGCAUUUCCAUUACUGCAUCCCAUUUCAUCCUGUGCCAUAUACUUAAUGUCUCUGCUUUGUAGGGUAUGGCUUUUGAAGACAUAUGGAUCGUUAUUGUGCUUGUGCUGCUUUAUAUGCUUACUGCACACAUAGCUGGGCUAUCUGAACCCCAUUCUUACGCAUAACUUGUGCUUAGGGCUGUUGAACAUAUUUGUGUAUAAAAGGGCUUGUGGCAGUCAAUGUGGAUCGUAGUGCAUCGACACAAGUGGUGUGAAACAAGGUGAGAUGAGCUAAGUGUGCAGCAGUAUUGCUAGUCAAGGCAAAAAGGAGUAAAUGCUGCUGCUUUCCAACAUGGUGCAAGGCUUAAAUGGUCAGUUUGGAAGUUUUUCAUGCAGUGUGUUAUGAGUUUGUAAAACCAUAAUUGUUCUUUUCUAAUAAACGUGUAUUUCCAGGCUGAAAAA
Molecule: messenger RNA, 2403 nt
Organism: Phasianus colchicus (ring-necked pheasant)
Lineage: Eukaryota; Metazoa; Chordata; Aves; Galliformes; Phasianidae
Source: RefSeq, a predicted model, not a curated record